CUUGGGAGCCAAGGGCCCGCGCCCACAGCCGCCAUGAGGCGGUGACCGUGAUGUCACAGUGGGUGGCAGGGAGCGGCCAUUGUGACGCGUGAGGCUUGGAACAGAGCAAAGGCUGCCGGGCUCAGGCCCAGUCAGUGCGGCCUGGUGAGGCGCAGAGAGAGCAGGGACUCUCGCAGUGCUCGCCAUUGACGCAGAUGAUGUGCGACAGGAAGCGGAAGGCCUCCGACUCGGAGGAGCCAGCGUGCGUGCUGUGCGGCCAGGAAGAUGUUGACCCGGACAUCUGCGGACGCACAUUUGAGCUGUAUGGGUUAUUGGUCCAUGAGUUCUGCUUGAUUUUUGCCGACAUUGACUUUGAAGACAGACCUACUCUGGAAGGAAAUGUGGGCCUCCCCUUUUUUACCAUCACACGCAUGGCCAAGCAGGCAAACCACAAGCAAUGCUGUGUUUGUGGCGAGAGGGGAGCUGCCAUCACGUGCGCAGAGAGCGGCUGUGAACGAAGCUUCCAUCUGCCCUGCGCUGCGGAUGGGGAGUGCCUCACACAGUUCUUUGGAGAGCACAGGUCCUUCUGCUGGGAGCACCGCCCUCGACAGGCAGCAGGGACGGCGCCAGCAGAAGACAGCACCUGUGUCAUCUGCCAGGAGAUGGUGGGGGACAGAUUGUCCUACCACACCCUGGUGUGCCCAGCGUGCACACAGGCCUGGUUCCACCGGGUCUGCAUCCAGCGACAGGCCUUGAAUACGGGCACUAGGCACUUCCAGUGCCCAGGUUGCCGAGACAAAACUCUCUUCUGUACUGAAAUGUCCACGAUGGGGAUCCAAAUCCCAGCCAGACCAUCACGGGAGAGCAAUGAUGCAGACGCAUCGCUUCUAUGGAGGCUCAGGUGCUGCAGUGCCAUCCAGUGCUUUCACCCUGAGGGCAGAGAGCAGACAGAAGAAGAGGGGCCCUGGCAGCUGAUCCGGUGCAGCUCCUGUGCUGCAGAGAGCACCCACAGACAAUGCUCCUACUCGAGCAUCAGAGGGAACAUGUGGGACUGCGACAUCUGUGCUGGCCUGGGGACCGCCACCAGCAGCAUCUUGCUGCUCUCCCGGUGCAGCACUGCCAGCCAGGAGGGCCUGGGGCCAUCACACAGUUCCCAGCUGCCCAAACUCAGCAGCGAGACGAGUGAGCCGGAGACUGAAGACAAGACAAUCCGCUCACAAUUUCCUGACCUGCAAGAUACAUCAAAGCAGCGUCAAGCACAGCGUGGGAGCGGACAUACACCAGUCCCAAGCGCUGAAAGGAGCUCCCACCCAUCCACCAGACGGGGCACGUCACAGUCCUCCAGAGAGGCCACAGCGGCUGCACGCCUUAGAAGGCGCCCCAGGCAGCGGGGAACAAGCCGCAUACGAAGCCGCUCCCCGCUGCAAGGUCGGGCCCUGAGUUCCCAGAGCCGGACCAGAAGACCUGGAGGCAGCAGGCCAACACCAGCUGCAGCUGCUCACAGCAGGACCCCCAGCACAACCAGACGGGUGACACGGAGCUCGCUGAGGGCUUCCCUGCAUUCAGACUCUGGGGGAUGGCCUAGGCAGCCAGGGGAGGCCCGCACACGAAGCCAUUGCUCAGUGGCACGUCGAGCCACAAAUGUCCACAGCCGGCCCUGAGGAGGCUGCAGGAGCCGGUUCCAACAGUGGCGGCUAUCCCCACUGCCAUGAAGGCACUGCUGGGUCCAAGACGGAAGCCAACAUCCCCCCACCUACACCUCCACUCAGCCCCAGAAAAGAUGGCACGGAAGCAGCUGCGUGCCAGCACCACGUGCUGGCUCUCGUCCCAAGUGGCCACCACAAUAAACCCGGCCAUCCCCCCCACAUUUCUUUGUCAGCUGCUUCUUCUUUGCUUGUCCUGAGGUGGGCAGACUUAGGCGCUGGGAUCACAGGGUUUUCUCCUCCUCAGCACCUUCCCAGGGGCUGACACAGCAGCAGGCUGUGCAAAGGCUGCUCAGCAGCCGCAGAAUUGUGCACAGCGGAACUUGACGAGGUCCAACAAGGCUAAGUGCAGGGCCCUCCACCCGGGGAGGAGUAAGGGCACGCUUCUGUAAAGUUAGGAGCUGACCUGCUGGAGAGGAGCUCUGUGGAGAAGGACCUGGGUUCCCUGGCACACAGUGGGGGUGACCGGGAGGCAGCAGCGUGCCCUUGUGGCCAAGAAGGCCAAUGACCACCUGGGCUGCAUUCAAAGGAGCGUGGCCAGCAGGGCAAAAGAAGUUCUCCUCUCCCCCUACUCUGCCCCGGUGAGGCCACACCUGGAGUCCUGUGUCCAGUUCUGAGCUCCUCAGCUCAAGAAAGACAGGGAAGUGCUGGAGAGUCCAGCAAUGGACUCCAAUGAGGGGCCUGCCUGGAGGAGCAUCUUCCUCAGGAGGAAAGGCUGAUACACCUACUGCUGUUUAGCCUGGAGCAGUCUGAGAGGGGAUCUUACCAAUGCUUGUCAGUGCUUAAAUGGUGGCUGUCAAGAGGAUGAGGCCAGACUUUAUUCAUUGCUGCCCAGCAACAGCACCAAGGGGCCAUAGGCACAAACUCUUCCGAAGGAACGCGAUGAAAAAACUUCCUUACUGUGAGGGUGACAGAACACUGGGAGAAGCUGUGCAGAGAGGUUGUGGACUCUCCUUUCCUGGAGAUAUUCAAAACAGGCCCGGAUGCUUUUUUAGUGCAGACUGCUACAGCCCCCAACAUUGGGGUUGCUGGAGCACGUCCAGAG
This is a messenger RNA of Numida meleagris (helmeted guineafowl), 2727 nucleotides long. RefSeq names its product PHD finger protein 7-like. The record is from RefSeq and is a predicted model, not a curated record. Gene Ontology annotation, cellular component: nucleus. The transcript is spliced from 9 exons. Bases 195 to 1640 code for a protein of 481 amino acids. NCBI's taxonomy places the organism in Eukaryota, Metazoa, Chordata, Aves, Galliformes, Numididae.